Molecule: messenger RNA, 405 nt
Organism: Staurois parvus
Lineage: Eukaryota; Metazoa; Chordata; Amphibia; Anura; Ranidae
Source: the annotation of a GenBank genome assembly
GACCCUGCAGUCACUAUAUCUGGUCCCCCGGACCCUGCAUUCACUAUAUCUGGUCCCCCGGACCCUGCAUUCACUAUAUCUGGUCCCCCGGACCCUGCAUUCACUAUAUCUGGUCUCCCCAGACCCUGCAUUCACUAUAUCUGGUCUCCCCGGACCCUGCAUUCACUAUAUCCGGUCCCCCGGACCCUGCAUUCACUAUAUCUGGUCUCCCUAGACCCUGCAUUCACUAUAUCCGGUUUCCCACAGUACACAGAACAUGGAAAUGUAAUUAUUGUAGGUAAAAAAAAAAAAAAAAAAAAAAAAAAAAAAAAAAAAAAAAAAAAAGACAGAGGUCCAUCCAGUUCAACCAAUAAAAAAUAAUAACCAAACCAAAUACCUCCAUAUACAUACCUGUACUUGAUCCAG